Molecule: messenger RNA, 5952 nt
Organism: Carassius gibelio (silver crucian carp)
Lineage: Eukaryota; Metazoa; Chordata; Actinopteri; Cypriniformes; Cyprinidae
Product: zinc finger MIZ domain-containing protein 1
Exons: 22
Coding region: 177-2990 (937 amino acids)
Biological process (GO): regulation of transcription by RNA polymerase II; protein sumoylation
Molecular function (GO): SUMO ligase activity; zinc ion binding
Source: RefSeq, a predicted model, not a curated record
GCGUGUCUGUGGAAAUAGAAAGAGCUGGAUGUAAUGUGACACUGGAGCUGAGAGAUCAUGAGAGAACACCGCACACUUCAGCAGCACCGCGGAUAAUAGGCGAUCACCUCCGGCGGGAUUUAACCGGGUGUGAGUGUUGGAUGGCCGAGCGAUAGGCUCAGAGACGGUCUGGCAGGAUGAACUCUUUCCCGUCCAUGGACAGACACAUCCAGCAAACCAACGACCGGCUCCACUGCAUCAAACAGCACCUGCAAAAUCCAGCAAACUUCCAGACGGCGGCGACCGAGCUGUUGGACUGGUGCGGAGACCCACGAGCGUUUCAGCGACCCUUUGAGCAAAGCCUGAUGGGAUGCCUAACGGUGUUGAGUCGUGUCGCCGGUCAGCAGGGUUUCGACAUGGAUCUGGGCUAUCGGCUGCUGGCCGUUUGUGCUGCACACAGGGACAAGUUCACGCCCAAAUCCGCAGCGUUGCUGUCCUCGUGGUGUGAGGAUCUGGGUCGACUUCUGCUGCUGCGUCAUCAGAAAAGAAAUAACCCGAUGCAGGACAACAUCAACAACAUGAAACCGGCUCUGUCACAUGGUGAUGCAUCAUGUCAAUAUGACUCUGUCUCCUGGCAACAAAACACCAAUCAGCCUUCAGGCUCUGUUUCCGUGGUGACCACCGUAUGGGGUGUGACCAAUACAUCACAGAGUCAGGUGUUGGGGAACCCCAUGGUGAACCCAAACAUCCACAUGAACCCUAUGACGGGAGGUAAUGGAGGCAUGAACCCGGGACAGUUUACUGGACAGCAGCAGUUUUCCUCCAAAGCCAAUCCAAACCAGACCUACAUGCAGCCGGGGAUGUACGAGAGAUCCAGUUACCCUGGAGGAGGAGGAGGAUUCGGGAACAGUUACGGGGGCGGUCCUAACCACACAGGUGGGAUGGGCCUCCCAGCACAGACACGCCCCCCUUCUGACUUCAGCCAACCAGCUGCUGCCGCUGCCGCCGCUGCUGUGGCUGCUGCUGCUGCUACGGCAACCGCUACGGCCACGGCAACGGUCGCCGCGCUACAAGAGACGCAUCACAAGGACAUGAACCAAUACGGCACGAUGUGUUCCUCCUUUCAAAUUGGACCAAACCAUGCUUACAGCACUCCGUUUGUGAAUCAGCCCGGCCCCCGGGGACCCCCUGCUCACCCUGGGGCCAUUAACAUGGUGCAGCCUCGGGGUCAGACGGGGUCAUACGGGGGUCAGAGGACAGAGCAGGGGGUGAAGAGACCGUAUCCUGGAGAGGUGAGGGCUCCGGACAUGAUAGGCGUCUCGUCACCACAUUACAGCGCUCAGAGGACGCCAGCACAGAGCCAGACCGGCUACAAGGAAGCCAGCAGUAACUUCAGCGCGGGAAACUUUCAUUACACUGGGCCUCCGCGGCCGAUGGGCAGUUACCCUCACUCUCCAUUACCAUGUGACCCCACGCCCCCCGUGACCCCAGGAAGUAAUAUUCCACAGUAUCUGUCACCAAACCAGGACAUGAAGCCCCAGUUUCCUCCUGAUAUCAAACCCAACAUUAAUGCACUGCCGUCUGCUCCAGCUAAUCCUAACGAGGAGCUCCGGCUGACGUUCCCGGUUCGGGACGGUGUGGUUCUGGAGCCGUUCAGACUGGAGCACAACCUGGCCGUCAGUAAUCACAUCUUCCACCUGCGGCCCACCGUCCACCAGACGCUCACCUGGAGGUCUGAUCUGGAGCUUCAGUUCAAGUGUUAUCAUCAUGAAGACAGACAGACGUACACAAACUGGCCGGCGUCGGUGCAGGUCAGCGUCAACGCCACACCGCUCACCAUCGAGCGCGGCGACAACAAGACUUCCCACAAACCCCUGCACCUGAAGCACGUGUGUCAGCCGGGCCGAAACACCAUCCAGAUCACAGCGACGGCCUGCUGCUGUUCGCACCUGUUCGUCCUGCAGCUGGUUCACCGGCCGUCGGUUCGAUCCGUGCUGCAGGGUUUACUGAAGAAGAGACUCCUCACCGCAGAACACUGCGUCGCUAAAGUGAAGAGGAGCUUCAGCAGCGUGGCGGUGUCUGUCGGUGAUGAUGGCGUGGAGCAGACGGCCAUCAGAAUCUCUCUAAAGUGUCCGAUCACGUUCAGACGCAUUCAGCUGCCGGCGAGAGGCCAUGACUGCAAACACGUGCAGUGCUUUGACCUGGAGUCCUAUCUAGAGCUGAACUGUGAGCGGGGCACAUGGAGAUGUCCGGUGUGCAAUAAAGCGGCUCUGUUAGAAGGUCUGGAGGUGGAUCAGUACACGUGGGGGGUCUUGAACGCUCUUCAGAACACAGAGUUUGAGGAGGUCAUGAUAGACCCCUCGUGCAGCUGGAGGCCGGUGCAGAUCAAAUCUGAGCCACACAUAAAGGAAGAUCCGGACGGGUUGAUGUCCAAGCGCUUCAAAACCACGAGUCCCAGUCAGAUGGUGCUGCCCAAUGUGAUGGACGUGAUCUCUCAGCUCGGCCCGGGAGCGUCUCCAUACCCCAACAACAGCAGCACGAUCCAGUACAUCAGCACAGGCAACCGUUUCCAGGGCCACAGUAAGUUUGGUGACUAUCCCCAUGGCAACGCAGCAUCAUCAUCAACAGUGAGUGAGUUCGUUCAGAGGCCACACCUGUCUUACCCCCCCGCUGACCUCUUGACCUCUGAGAGCCAGACACGCACGCUGCAGGACGCCACGCCUCACCACUUCAACACAGAUCAAUCCCAUAAUCCUCUGCAGCACAGUAUGCAGCCCCAAGCCUGUAGGCCGCCGCCCACCCAGCACAGCUCCGCCCCCAGCGGUCACAUGCACCCAGAGAUGACCUUUAACCCCUCGUGUGGAGGUCAGAACAGACCAGACAUGCGCGAGGCCUCCUUAGAACUGCUUCCAGAUCUGACGAAUCCAGACGAUCUUCUGUCAUUCCUGGAUCCUGCAGAGCUUCCCAGCAGCAGCAAUGAUGACCUGCUGUCUCUCUUUGAGAAUAACUGAGACAUCAGACCCGCGACUAGCUGCUCCUUCAUACUUGAGAGACACAAAUGCACUUACCGUCACUUCCUCUUCCUGUACAGACUACAGAUUUCAAAGCCAGCCUUGACAGACGGACAGAUGCCGACAGUAACCUUAUCACUGCAUCCAGUACCUUAUUUUUAUCUCAGAACGACUGAAAGGAUUUUGAUUGUCGUUUAAUGUCAGCAAAUGAAUGCGAGAAAUCUGCAAUGAACUGACUGCGUCUUUUUUACCACGUGAAUCUAGUCAAUAUGUGUGCUAGCGUUUUUCUACUCGCUUUGAUUUUGAUAAUAGAAAGAAAUCAUCCGUCCGCUGUUAUACUGUGCUCAUGUUACUCCUCCACGUCUAAUAAGCUGUUUUUGUUCAUCGUUUUAAUGUUCAGAAGCGUUUCAGAGGCAAUUCUCAAACGUUCAAUCGAAGCACAGCUCUUAUUCAAAACAAAUCACGUCUUUGGGAAACGUAAAGGGAAAAAAUAGAAAUCAUGCUCCCACCGUGCAAUUAUCUAUCUAGUUCACUUCUGUUCAUAAUGCAGUUGUGUUAUUUUUGAGAACUCGUGUAAAUAUUUGUGAAUACAUUUGUUUUGAUAGGUCACCCAUGUUUCUUCUGUCCAUGUGUGAAAACAUGGGCUGCGUUCAGAAUGCAAUGCUAUACUGCAUACUAUUUCAUAUAUUUGCAUUGAAAUAUAUUUACAGUAGCGUUCAAAAGUUUGGGGUUUGUAAGGUAGCUUAAUGUUUUGAAAGAAGUCUCUCUUCUGCUCACCAAGAAAGCCCAGUUCUGCCAUAUAUAGGAAAAUAAUCAUUAUUUUGUAAAUCAGAAUUAUGAGAUGAAAUAUCAAAAUUAUUACAUACUUCUAGAUAAAACUGCGACAUGUCAAUUAUGAGAUAAAAGGUAAAACAUUAUGACCCUAGUCAUAUAAAGUUACAAUUAUCUCUUAAUUCCAAGAUAAUUCUAAGAUAUAAAGUCGUAAUUAUGACAUCAAACUAAAAUGAUGGCAUUAGUCAAAAUUAUGAGAUAAAAAGUGUAAAUUAUCUCAUAAUUCUGGUUUAUAAUUAAUUUGUCUUCUUAUCUCAUAAAUCAUAAUUAUGAGAUAAAAGGUUAAAAUGAUGACUUGUAAAUUAAUAAUAGAUCUAAGUCAUAAUUAUAAGAUCGUAAAAAGUCGUAAUUAUGAUAUACUAAAUUUAAAUUAUGGCAUAAAUCAAAAUUAUGAGAUAAAAAGUCAAAAUUAUGGCAAACUAAAUUGAAAUCAUGACAAAGUUAUAAUUAUGAGAUAAGUUGAACCUGACACUAUUUUCUGACAUAUUGUAAGACAUAACUGAGAUAAGUCAAAAUUAUGACAGUAAAUUGAAAUAUGUAAUUUCCACUCACUACAUUCAUAAUUAUGAGAUAAUUAUUAAAAUAAUGAGACUACGUUGAAGUUGACAAAAGCUUGAAAUUAUUAGAUAAAAACUAUUAAAUGUCAAUUAUGAGAUAAAAAGUAAAAGAUUUAUGAAUAAAGUCAAAAUUAUUGAGAAAAAAAUGAUUAAAUUAUGACACUGUAAAUUGUAAUUAGGAAUAAGUCCUAAUUAUGAGAUAAACAGUCAAAAUUAUGACAUACUAAGUUAAAACUAUGACACAAUUGAGUUAUGAGAUAAAAAGUACAAAUUAUGACCCGAGUCAUAUAAAGUUUAAAAUUAUCUCAUAAUUCUGACUAAAGUCAUAAUUAUAAGAUAAAACGUCGUAAUUAUGACAUACUACAUUGAAAUUAUGGCAUUAGUCAAAAUUAUGAUAUAAAACGUCAAAACUGGUUAAAACUAUGGAAUAUGUCAAUUAUGAGAUGAAAAGUAAAAAUUAUGAUCUGAGUCUUAAAAAGUCUAAAUUAUCUCAUAAUUCUGAUUUAGUCAUAAUUGUGACAGUCUGUCUCAUAAUUAAUCUAUGACUUCUUAUCUCAUAAGUCAUAAUUAUGAGAUAAAAAGUUGAAAUUAUGACGUCGUCAAUUGAAAAUAAAUCUAAGUCAUAAUUAAUAAUGACAAUGAAUUUAGCCAAAAAUAUGAGAUAAAAAGUCAAAAUUAUGGCAUACUAAAUUGAAAUCAUGACAAAGUUAUAAUUAUGAGAUAAGUAAGUUAAAAUAUGUAAUUUCCACUCACUACUGUCAUAAUUAUGAUAUAGAUAAUUACUGUCAAUAAUGAGAAUACGUCAAAAUUGUUGACUUUUUUAAUCCGAUAAUUUCUUACAAUGUCCUUACUUUUAAAGUCAUUUCGACCAGUUUGCACCUCAUAAUUAUGACAGUAGUUAGUGGAAAUUACACCUUUCACACACACACACACACACACACACACACAUAUAUAUAAAUGGUAUGUAAUUGUGAACGCAGCCUGUGUUACUCAUCAUGUGUUUCACAUCCAGACGGAGCGAUACAUAAAAUGCUAAAAAAACACACUUCCAUUCAAGAAAGACCAAUAAUAUAUAAAGCUGUUGGAGGCUCCGUUAAGGAUAUUUCAUUGAUAUACAGACUUUCAUGUUAAUAUGAGAAAUACUGUUAAUAUGUACAAGUAAAUAUCUAUACAUGCUUGUUUAUUUGUAGAAAGGGCAGCUGUAUGUAAAAGCUAAUGGCCAUUUUUAAUAUUUUAAUAUUAUUUUCAGCUCUGUUUUGUUUUUGGUAAAUUAUUUUUUAUUGUUCUUAUCCUUUUAGCGCUUGAUCGGAUGAUCACAUCACGUGGCAAAAAAUUUAACACAUGCAAAUAAUUUUUUAAUACGUGACACAAGUCUUCCCUUUUUUAUGAAAGAGAUGAAUGAUUUUAAUAUCUGAUUCUAAAUUACUUUUAUCUGUGAAGUGAUUGAAGCUGCAUUAUCACAUCUCAAUCAUUUUUCUGUUUGUCGCCAUGAAGAUAAAUGUUUAUUGGGACUUGUGAGAUUAUGGCUGUCUUUUUCACACGCUGUGAAGCAGAAAUAAAGCAUUUCAUUGUGA